This is a messenger RNA of Leptosia nina, 1338 nucleotides long. The record is from the annotation of a GenBank genome assembly. Lineage: Eukaryota; Metazoa; Arthropoda; Insecta; Lepidoptera; Pieridae.
AUGUAUCGCCUUAUAGUAUUAAUAAUUUUAUCCCAUAUUCAUUUUGGUGAAGUUGUGAACGGGACCGAGUGUGUUAGGGCGAGCAGUGGCGAUUUUUCCAGUGUUAGUGUGUAUGACUAUUAUUUAUACAAAACGGAUAAGAAGCUGAGUGAUGCGUUCCACGUUGUUACGAAUAAGUUCGGCAAUCGGGAUUUCGCUGAGGCAGCGUAUUAUGCGACUUAUAUCGGCGGUGAUGUGUACUUGGAAGAGAGCGGUGCCUUGUAUGUGGAGAUGCCCAAUAAAUUCGACAGAUGGCUCCACAUAUCAAAUAAAGACUUCUGCAUAGAUUACGAGCUGACGGAGAACGGCACGGUCUCGGAAACUCCUCAGUUUUGGGUGAAUUACGAAGCGGCACCAGAGCGCCAGAAGAACUCGGUUGUGUUUGUCGUGGCUUUGGGCGUCUCGUCCUUCUUCCUGUUCUUAGUUCUCCUCAUAUACAUCUUGCUGCCAGACAGCCAGAACUUGGUGGGCAAGAUACGAAUGUGUUACGUCAGUAGCUAUAUUGUAUAUUUCGUAUCAUUGGCUGUUAUCCUCGGCAAACUACAUUCUGAGACGACGUGCGUCGUUUUAUCUUUCAUAGCAUACUUUUCAAUUAUCGCUACAUGUUGCUGGAUGAACAUCAUGUCUUAUGACAUUUGGUCUACAUUUAGAAGCAGAUCCAGCACCAAGUUUUCAGGAUCGAGCGAGCGACGAAGAAUUGAAAGGAGGAAAUUCAGACGAUAUUGCUACUAUGGUUGGGGUCUGCCUAUGUGUAUGGCCAUUGGACUUAUGAUAAUUAAUUCUCUAGAUAUGACGGAUGUGCCAUGGUUCAUUACUCCACAAAUACCUGCUUAUGGGUGCUUCUUAAUAGAUGGUCAGCAGUUGGUGUACAUGUAUAUUCCCAUGCUUAUACUGGUCAUGGUGAAUUGUGUUCUAUUCUUCUUAACAGCCUGCAGCAUUUGGGCUUCUAUGCAAGGGAAUGAGGUUUUAGGAGCAGCAGCUACUAAGCGACAGCAGCAAAGGUUCAAGAUCUGCAUCAGGCUGUCUGUAACAAUGGGGGUCAGUUGGAUUUGGGAGGUAAUAAGCUUCCUGGUACCAGCUGCAGAUGCUUUUGCUAUAUACUUCGAUCUCUAUAACGGUUGCAUUGGAUUCCUAAUCUUCCUCAUCUUUGUCUGCAACAGGACUAAGCUCGCCCAUCUUAAAGCAAGAUACGAGUCUUGGCGGAAUCCAAAGACCUUCAAUCAAAACAGUACGACAAAUGGAUCACAGGCCGUCGCUAUGAAGAGAUUGGAUAAUUCCAUGAGCAAUACUGAUUUUUAG